CACUCGCACUUGUUGCGUGUCGCUGACUCAGAUUCGUGCAGAUAAGGUCUUCAGUCACCCGAAGACUCAAACGAUCCCCGUCGCCGUCAUCAUGCCAGGGGGGAUGCUGCGCGUGUGUCUGCUCGUGUCCGUCGUUUUCACAAAGGCAUGGGGCUUGAAGAUUCAGAACAAGCUGAUAGGCAAAUGUCUGCAGGUGCAGGAAGGAGUUUGGGGAGGUAGAGUGUCCCUGGGGGAAUGCAGCCCACAUUCACCCGUACAGGAAUGGAGUUGGCUGCCGGACAGCCAGGCCCUCAGCAGUCACCACACGGCCGAGUGUCUGACUGCAUCGGGAGAGCAGUACGAAGGUGUCCACCUGCAGCGGUGCCUCUCGAGGGCGGAGGGGGCCGAGACCGGUGACGGAGCGGCAGCAGUGGACGCGGGCAGUGAGGCAAGCAGUCAGGCGUGGUCCUGUUCCAAGAAGGGCCACCUCACUUUGACGGGGAGGGGUCUGCACCUCAGUGCCACUCCACAGUCCACUUUGGUCUUCCUUUCACGGGAACAUAAACAGCAGGGCAGCAGGUGGCGGACACUUGACAACCAGACAUUGUGCAAUGGAAAAGAUAGCAAACAUAGCCAACACCAAGACCAAUCCCACUUCUAUGUGGGAAAAUCACUGGAGCCUCCGAGUGCCAUCUCUGAUGUACACAGAGAGGCUGAACCAUUCGAAGGUAAAAUGGACGUCGGGGUCACAGAAACGUAUCCUGUCAUCAAUGGGACUCUUUCGCCCCUGAGCACCAAAUCCCCUGCGGAUCCCACUAUGAUUUUCUUCAGCAUGGACUAUGGGAUGGCCUGGAAGAUAACCAUGCUGGUGCUAAGCUCUCUGGCUCUGGUCCUGGGGACUGUGAUUCUUAUCCUAAAUGUUUACUCCAACAGAAGGAGGAAGGUGGUGUGUGUUUUGAAGUCGUACACUGUGAGACCAGAGAUGAGUGUUCCUGGGUCCCCCGUGCCCAGUGAAAGGGCCCCACUGACGGAGCACGCCAUGCGCCUCCCCCACUCCACCCCCACUUUUCAACGGGGGGAGAUCCUGAUCGAGUGGAAGGACGGCACUGUCACACCACUGUACGAGGCCUGAAGGUUGUGCUGCGUACGAAGAUUUGGACGUGUGGGUGCGGGAUAUACAUGUUGUCUCUCUGAAUGUGGCCGAAGAGGGGGGGAAAAAUCCGAAAAACAAAAGGCAAAAUGAGGCUUCAGACUGUUGGCAUCAGAAAGACACUGAGCUAAGUAAAGUCCAUGGCUCAAAGACAGAGCAUUUCUGCGAGGCUUAUCUGCCAGAGGAAGAUAAAAGCUGCUGCGAAGCUGCCAAAACAGAGAAAAAUGAGUAUGAGCUGGGCUAUGAGCUUUCAAAAAUACUGAGUCCCACUGAAUAAAUGUUUGAGCAGUCAGCCACUGUUCCAUCUCACUGUUUGCAGAUCUACUUUAAGCACCGCGCGAGGGCUCAACACGUCAAGCAAUAGCUUAGGCCUUUAGUUGGAUAAAUACGUAAGAAACUAAACUUUGUUUGAGUAUCUGAUCGCGUUGUCCCAGUUCGAUGUUGGACAGCGUCAUGCUCAAGUGUACCUUUACAUCUUUGCUUCAUUUUAGAGAAUUUAAAUGUAUCUGGAGUCCAUCUCUGAUCUCUAGUUGUGUCUGAUUCUACACAACAUAGCUGAGCAACAGCAGCUAAGGUCUGACACACCUUAGCUGCUGAGGCUUAAUAUAGGGAUUAAUAAGGUAAUGUAGUGGAGUUGUGUUGCAAGAAACACUGUUUGGUGAAAGUUGUUUUCCUACACAUGAUUCAGUAUUAUAAUUUACCUUGUACUCUGGGCUAUAUAAGGUGUUUCAGUAGGAAAUGUUAACCUAGUUUACUAAGAAAAGGUUGAUAGUGUGACAGGAAAAUUGAGUGCUAUUCAUUUUGUAAUGCACUUCGCUUUGAUACUGACCUUACAUCAUCAUUUGUAUGAUUUAAAUUGUCAAUUUACUGUUUGUUAUAUACAAUGGACCUGAUUUUGAGAGUUUAUCCUUGACCUUCCUAUCAGCAUUUGACAAAACAACCUCUCCACUCAAUGGCCGAUUACUAGCUUUUUCUGGAGCCUUCUUCUGUGUUACACAGUCUUCAUUAGCAUUUUAAGUUGGCUGAUCAGUAAUUGAAAAGCUUUUUCUGAUCUUCUAGAAGCAGACGCCUCCUGGUUGUAAACAAUAUCUUUUGACGUUCUUGUCAAUCUUAAAGAGUUCACAGUGACGAUGGUGCGAUGUGGUUGAAAGCUCCAGAGCCAGGUUCGGUGUUUUGUCUGCCGUCAGUGAUUUUUUCGUUUGUUUUCGUAUGUGGCAACCUGCUGCACCGCCAAUUUGUGCUAAAUUUGUUGUUUGUUUUUUAAACUAAAAAUCCUUUAAAAACCAUAAACUAAUAAAAUUUCAUUCUGCAUCUA
Molecule: messenger RNA, 2444 nt
Organism: Scophthalmus maximus (turbot)
Lineage: Eukaryota; Metazoa; Chordata; Actinopteri; Pleuronectiformes; Scophthalmidae
Exons: 6
Coding region: 92-1111 (339 amino acids)
Source: RefSeq, a predicted model, not a curated record